AUGCUUAAUAAUGAUAUAUUAGUGCAAUUUCAUUCAAUUAUCAAUAACAUUGAUACUCAAUUGAAACAAUUGCAUUUAAAACAGAUAAUAGAUGGUACACUUGUACUACCUUUGACUGUUUAUCGUGAACAAACACAGUGGGAUGCAACUGAGUUAGAAAAACUUCAUAUAAAUAUUGGUGAUCUUAAAUCGAUGAAUACAUUUUUAUCGACAACAGUUGAUUAUGAUGUAGCCACUAUUUAUGCUACUGGUGAUAAUAGACAUACAUCUGUACUAUUUCAAAUCACAGUAAACAAAAUGGAUACAAUAAAUGACAAACAAUGUCAAACAUUUGCCGAUAUUAGUCAAUAUAGUGCAAUAACAGAUGAAAAUGAAAUUCUUUUUAAACUUAUAAAAAGAUUUUUUGCUGAUUUAACACAAUUAUUUGUUAUUAAAGUUUAUAAGAAAGGAGGUCUAAUAAAAGAACUUAUCGAUAAAGACUCUAAUUUACAAGCACUUGCUAUACAGACUAACGCUAAUGCUACUUAUUCGAUCAAUGCAUCAUCAUCAUCUAUUUGUCUUCUAUUCGAUUUACUCAAUAGUUUUCUUUAUCAUCCAGACAAGAAAAAACCACAAGAAUAA
Rotaria sp. Silwood2 is the source of this 621-nucleotide messenger RNA. Lineage: Eukaryota; Metazoa; Rotifera; Eurotatoria; Philodinida; Philodinidae. The record is from the annotation of a GenBank genome assembly.